Phycodurus eques (leafy seadragon) is the source of this 1722-nucleotide messenger RNA. RefSeq names its product peptidase D (gene pepd). Gene Ontology annotation, molecular function: metalloaminopeptidase activity; manganese ion binding. The record is from RefSeq and is a predicted model, not a curated record. The coding region runs from base 69 to 1556 and encodes 495 amino acids. Lineage: Eukaryota; Metazoa; Chordata; Actinopteri; Syngnathiformes; Syngnathidae. The transcript is spliced from 15 exons.
CACAUGGAUAGAAAAGUCACGUGAUUUCCGACGGCACGUGACAGUAGCGUUGAAGCAGAGACGUCAACAUGGCUGCGGCACCACAACCAGUCUACUGGCUGGGUAACGAGACCCUUCGAGUGUCCGCUGAGCUUUUCGCAGAGAACCGUCGGCGUCUGUGUGGUGGGCUGAGGGCCAAAGAUGGCAUGGAGACCUGCUCGGUGGCGGUGCUGCAGGGCGGCGAGCAGCAGCAGAGGCACUGCACCGACACGGACCUCCUCUUCAGGCAGGAGUCUUUCUUCCAUUGGGCCUUUGGGGUGACUGAGGCUGACUGCUAUGGCACGAUUGAAGUGGACACGGGGAAAUCCAUCCUCUUUGUUCCGAAACUACCUAAAAUCUACGCCACUUGGAUGGGAGAGAUCUAUUCCAAAGACCACUUCAGGAAGAAGUAUGCUGUGGAUGAGGUGCACUAUACCUGUGAUAUUGCUGAAGUCCUGGGCAACCUGAAACCAGCUGUCCUCCUCACACUGCGUGGACAGAACACAGACAGUGGGAGCGUCAGCCGUGAAGCCUCCUUUGAAGGAAUUAGCCUAUUCCAAGUGAACAACACGUUGUUGCACCCAGUCAUCGUGGAAUGCCGCCUGAUUAAGACGGACAUGGAGCUAGAGGUCCUGAGGUACACCAACAAGGUGUCCAGCGAAGCCCACAAGAUGAUCAUGAAAAGUGUGAAACCUGGACAGAAAGAAUAUGAAAUGGAAAGCCUGUUCCAGCACUUCUGUUACACUCAAGGAGGGAUGCGGCACACCUCGUACACGUGCAUCUGCGGAUCGGGCAACAAUUCUUCUGUUCUGCACUACGGUCACGCUGGGGCUCCCAAUGACAAAACCAUAAUGGACGGCGACAUGUGUUUGUUCGACAUGGGCGGUGAAUACUACUGCUACUCGUCAGACAUCACAUGCUCGUUCCCCGCCAACGGCAAAUUUACCACUGACCAGAGAGCCAUCUAUGAGGCGGUCCUAAAGGCCUCCAGAACAGUCAUGGCUGCCAUCAGACCAGGCGUGAAGUGGACCGACAUGCACCGUUUGGCUGACCAGAUCCACCUGGAGGAGCUGGUGAAGGUGGGCAUCCUGAAGGGCAGCGUGGAAGACAUGAUGAAAGUCCACCUCGGCGCCGUUUUCAUGCCUCAUGGCCUGGGACACCUGCUGGGCAUCGACGUGCAUGAUGUGGGCGGCUACCCCGAGGGAGUGGAGCGCGUCAACGAGCCUGGGCUGAAGAGUCUACGGAUGGGACGCCUGGUCCGGGAACGCAUGGUGCUCACCGUGGAGCCUGGUAUCUACUUCAUCAACCACCUCCUAGAUCAGGCCCUGGACGACCCCACAAAGAGCUGCUUCAUCAACAACCAAGUGCUCAGUCGCUUCAGAGGCUUUGGUGGGGUUCGCAUCGAAGACGACAUUGCCGUCACCGCGGACGGCAUUGAGCUGCUUACCUGUGUGCCAAGGAACGUGGAUGAGAUUGAGGCCUUUAUGAGCAACUCUGACAAACCUUUCAGCCCGCUCGUGUCCAGCCAAAAAUGUUGAUCCACAACUCUCUAUACAUAAUAAAACUAAACAAUCAACCAACACAGGAUGAACACAUACAAGUUUGAUCAUGAUGCAGUUGAACACAAACAUUUACAUGAAUUAGUAUUAAAAUACACAAAACAAAUGCUGUACAAAUGAAUAAAAUUUAAUUUUUGCAAAUAUG